Bathycoccus prasinos is the source of this 996-nucleotide messenger RNA. Its product is annotated as magnesium transporter. Bases 1 to 996 code for a protein of 331 amino acids. Gene Ontology annotation, biological process: monoatomic cation transport. The transcript has a single exon. The record is from RefSeq and is a predicted model, not a curated record. Gene Ontology annotation, molecular function: monoatomic cation transmembrane transporter activity. NCBI's taxonomy places the organism in Eukaryota, Viridiplantae, Chlorophyta, Mamiellophyceae, Mamiellales, Bathycoccaceae.
AUGUCGAGCGUUGUUAUGAGCGCGACGACGACGAGCGCGUCGUCGUGUCGUUGCAUCAACCCUCGCCACCAAAAGGCGUUUCAUUGUUUACACGUGACAACCUCCAAACGCUCGUCCAAUUGGAACCGACGGAAAACGGACUUAGUUUCCGCGUCGACGAUCGAGACGACGACGACGAAAGAGGAAGACCCCAAACAAACGAAAGCGCGAAAAAAACCAAACAGGGAAGAGUCCGUGCUCGUCCAACGCCGAUUGGCUCGAAAAAUGGCCGAAGCGCAAGCCGGGUGGAUCGUUUUAAGCGAGAAGGAAAAGAAGAAAGGAAAAACAGUUACGACGACCUCGAGAGACACGAGGAAAGAGGAAAAGGAGGAGGAUUUUGACGACGAGGACGAGAGCGCGCUCUUCAACCUCUCCUUAGUGAACGCCACCGUUUUCGAAGAAGCGUAUUCGAGAGGCAAAUGGUUACUCUUUUUGCUCGUUUUACAAUCGUGCUCGAGUUUUGUUUUAUCGAGCAACGAAGCUUUAAUCCAGGACAACGUCAUCAUCACGUUGUAUCUGACGAUGUUAGUCGGCGCGGGCGGGAACGCCGGGAAUCAAAGCGCGAUUGAAGUCAUCACCGGAUUAGCGACCGGUGCGAUAGAAUAUAACGCGGAGAGUUUUGGGAAGACGGUAUCGAAACAGUUACGAGUUGGCGCUUUGCUCGGGUUCUUUUUAGGCGUGGGAAGUUUCGCGAGAGUGUACGUGACGAAUAGGGAUGUAAUCGGGAGUUUCGCGAUUUCUACGGCGUGUUUUUCGAUUGUUGUCUGUUCGACGAUAGUCGGUGGAGCUUUGCCUUACGUGUUGAUAUUUUGUGGACAGGAACCAGCGAAUGCGGGGAGCAGCGUCCAGGUCUGCAUGGAUGUCCUUGGAGUGACCAUAACGUGUUUAGUGUGCACGUACAUUUUCCAGAACGCGGAUUUUGUUGUCGGCGUGCUGCAUUCAACGACGGCGUCGUAA